This is a messenger RNA of Fukomys damarensis (Damara mole-rat), 1088 nucleotides long. RefSeq names its product chromosome unknown CXorf56 homolog (gene Steep1). NCBI's taxonomy places the organism in Eukaryota, Metazoa, Chordata, Mammalia, Rodentia, Bathyergidae. The record is from RefSeq and is a predicted model, not a curated record.
GUCUCUUUUGUCGUGAGGUACUUUGGUUGCUCACCGGGUCGAUGCCUAAAGUAGUCUCUCGGUCGGUGUUCUGCUCAAACAUCUGGGAUCGUGAGGAAUAUGGCAACGGCGAGAAGCCUCCCCACGUCUACUACUGUUUGUGCCGCCAGAUGGUCCUGGUUCUGGGCUUUCCAGGAUAUUUGGUCCAAUUGUGCUAUCACAGAGAUUGUCAGUUAGAGAGGUUGCCCAUGAGACCCCGGGACAGAUCCCGUGUGAUUGAUGCUGCCAAACAUGCCCACAAGUUUUGUAACAUUGAAGAUGAUGAGACUGUAUAUCUUCGGAGGCCUGAAGGCAUUGAACGACAAUACAGGAAGAAGUGUACAAAGUGUGGACUCCCAGUGUUCUACCAGUCCCAGCUGAAGGAUGCUUCCGUGACCUUCAUUAUAGAUGGAGCAGUGAUGAAGUGUGGCCAGGGUUUUGGGAAAACAAAUAUAUAUACUGAGAAACAAGAGCCUCCCAAGAAGGUGAUGAUGAUCAAAUGGACUAAGGACAUGGGCAAGUUCAGCUCUGUCACUGUGUCUACUAUUGAUGAAGAAGAAGAGGAGAUUGAGGCUAGAGAAGUUGCUGAUUCGUAUGCCCAAAAUGUCAAAGUGAUUGAGAAACAGCUGGAGCGUAAAAGCAUGAGCAAGAGACGACUGCAAGAGCUGGCAGAACUAGAAGCCAAGAAAGCGAAAAUGAAGGGGGGGACUUUGAUUGACAACCAGUUGAAAUGACCAAGACCUUGCUCUGAGCCUGGACCAGAGGCAAGCAUUUAGGUUAAGAAGAAAAAUAAUUUCUUGUUUAUGUGGACUGGUUUCUAUUUAUGCCGCAGGAGAAGGCUCUAUGUUGCUUCCCAUUGAUUCUCCUAUAUUCCAUAAGGUCUUUGAGGGCCGGGAGUUUAGCUCAGUGGUUCUGCAGCCUGCCUUGCAAGCUAAAGGACCCGAGUUCGAUCCCUGGUACAAAAAAAAAGGUCUGAGUCUAUGAGUCCAUUUGACCUGCUUUCUGUUCAAUAGAUUGUUCUGUAUCUUUUUCUAUAUAGAUUUUUCUAUAGUAUUUUUUGUUCAUUUGAU